Cyprinodon tularosa is the source of this 3253-nucleotide messenger RNA. Its product is annotated as phosphatidylinositol transfer protein beta isoform-like. NCBI's taxonomy places the organism in Eukaryota, Metazoa, Chordata, Actinopteri, Cyprinodontiformes, Cyprinodontidae. Gene Ontology annotation, molecular function: phosphatidylinositol transfer activity; phosphatidylinositol binding; phosphatidylcholine intramembrane carrier activity. Gene Ontology annotation, biological process: phospholipid transport. Gene Ontology annotation, cellular component: cytoplasm. The transcript has 12 exons. The coding region runs from base 26 to 907 and encodes 293 amino acids. The record is from RefSeq and is a predicted model, not a curated record.
GGACGGGGCACGGCUCUAAGAGCCAAUGACGUCAGUAUCAGACAGCGGCGGUGUAUGGGCAGGACCAGCGAGACCAGAGAAGUCAGCAACGAUGGUUCUCAUCAAGGAAUACCGAGUGGUUUUACCCUGUAGCGUUGAGGAGUAUCAAGUUGGCCAGCUGUUUUCUGUGGCAGAAGCAAGUAAAAAUGAAACAGGUGGCGGUGAAGGCAUAGAAGUACUGAAGAAUGAACCUUAUGAGAAGGAUGGAGAGAAAGGGCAGUAUACACACAAAAUUUACCAUCUAAAGAGUAAAGUCCCAGGUUUUGUCAGACUCAUUGCCCCUGAAGGCUCCUUGGUAUUCCAUGAAAAAGCUUGGAAUGCCUACCCCUACUGCAGAACCAUUGUGACGAAUGAAUAUAUGAAAGACAGUUUCUUCAUUAAAAUUGAGACAUGGCACAAACCCGACAUGGGAGAGCAGGAAAAUGUGCAUAAACUUGACAACUCAAAAUGGCAGAAUGUAACCGUUGUUCCCAUCGACAUUGCAGACAGAAGCCAAGUGUCUGCUGCUGACUACAAGCCUGAUGAAGACCCAGCCAUAUUCAAGUCGGUUAAAACUGCCAGAGGACCCCUGGGGCCAACCUGGAAGAAAGAGCUGCCGAGUAAAAGUGACUGCCCAAAGAUGUGCGCCUACAAACUAGUCACAGUCAAGUUUAAGUGGUGGGGGCUGCAAACCAAAGUGGAGAACUUCAUCCAUGAGCAAGAGAAACGGAUCUUCACCAACUUCCAUCGCCAGCUCUUCUGUUGGAUUGAUAAGUGGGUGGAGCUGAAUAUGGAUGACAUCCGGCGAAUGGAGGCAGAGACUCAGAGGGAGCUCGAAGAGAUUCGAAACAAGGGUUCAGUACGAGGUACACUGGCUGCAGAGGGGUAGCAGGCCAGGUUUAGGUCUAUGUGUUGCUUUGCAAGCUGUUGCUGGUGCAGCUUCGCAAAAAGGGUGAAGUACGGGGAACCAGUGCUGCAGACGAAUGAAAAGGAACAGGAUUAAAAAUGGCCGCAGUGCGUGAUGGUGUCUGCUAAAAAUGCUCCUUUGUUUGCCACUUUUUACCUUAACUGAUUUGGGCUGCGGAGGAAGGAGCACAGCUGCCUGCGAUUGAUACUCAAGGUCCCUGACUUGACCUCAAUUAUAGACAUUCUGUCCACUGAAGAAUUAGUUUUGUUUGGUGUUCUUUUUUUUUAUGUCACUUACACACACGAUCCUUGCUGAUAAGAGUGCUUAUUUUUGAUCAUCUUGGCCAUUCAUGUAAAUAAGACUUGGAAAAAGUGUGUGAGGGUAUGUGCCGUCUGAAUUAUUACAGAAGGAAAUAACCAAUCCUAGUCCCACGCCAGAAGGACCAAAAAUGUCCGACUGUAAUUUAUAUACAUUUUUCACAUUCCUUUCAAGCUGAUGUCGGGUUUUACCCUUUGCUAUCCUAACUGUAAACUGUGUUUUCAAUUUGUCAAACUUCUGUUUCUACCUGCCUCAGCCUCCAUUAAGUGAUUACUAACGCCCUCUGCGCCCAUGCCCAUAACAACCCCCGCUCACCCAACUCCUGCCCCACCUUAACCAAAGCACUGCAUCUUAUUAUCACUGACAAUCAUGCCCGUACAGGUGUUCUCUCUCUCUACUGUUCAGACCUGGUGGGGAAACGCGCACACCAGUGACGCAUGCAUCAGAACCUGAGGAUGAACAUGUGAAUUCACUCUUGAAGGUGUGUGAACAGGCACAGGUGUGGAUACCUUUGCACUGACUGAUCUGUUACAAGCUCAAGCUGGGCAGAUCCACACAAGCUCGUUCACCUAAAAGAUGUUAACACCCCCCCCUCCAUGCUCUCUAUUCUAAAGACAUUUGUACAUAACACACAGUACAGCGUUCAUCCCCUUUAACAGAUGUCCCUAGAGGAAAAAGUGCACUGAAAAACAGCUACAGAUGGUGCUGCACCCCUCCAGCCAAACUUCGCUGCGUUGAACCGGCUCACGUCCAAAGGCCAGCUUUGCUCAUCUGGUUUCCUGAGGAGAGUUUUCCCCCCCCCCACUUUUCACUCUCCAGUUUCAAAGCAGCCAUGUUUACAGGUUCACAGUUGGUUUAUUUGUACCCAGUCAACACCAACACCAAUCUUUUAUAUUUAACACCUCUCAGCUCUGCCAGCUAGUGCUAGCUACCUCUUGUUUUCUAACUGGCAGCUUUCCUGAUUCCUAAGGAUUACCAUUAGCCUUACCAUUUGCUGCUGCUGCUUCCUGGGACAGAAAUCUUAGCAGAUAGUGCUUUAUGAGUGACAGUAUUUCUGAUUAAUCUGGUUUUUGGAGGAGCUGCAGGUUUUGCAUGCCGUACAGCUAAGUAAAUGGGGUUGCUUUAACAUGUACAAGAAAUGCAGCCUGUGUUCUUUGCUGCACCAAGAUGCUGCAGAUUUCCACGUCAUGUUGAGCUGAUUCACCAUAUUAGAUUUCAUAAUCACAUUUUCUCUUUAGACUUUGAAACCUCAUGGAAUAAGCCUAGUGUGGUUGUUGUUACAUGAAUGACAUGAACUUUUACUCAUUUGAUCCCUGCUGAGUUUUACGUUCUAGUUGUUGUGUUUAAUCAUAGUUUCUUUACAGAAAUCUCUAUUUUUACCAAGGAGAAUGGAAAUGACCUAUUUUUUUUAUUCCAAUCGUCUGACUGUAAAGUUAACAUUUUCUGUCCAAAGAGUCAAGUUGCAGAUUUGUCAUGUUUACAUGUUUUCCAAUCAUCAUAGGAAAUCGAAAGCUAAUAAAUGAUAUAUUCUCAGGUGAAUGAUAUGGGUCAGAGCUUUAACCGACUGUUGCUCCCGCCUCCAAAUUAAAUGAGAAAAUAAUUAACUCUUGUAAUAUGAUGCUGAUAGGUCAGAGUUACGACAAUCUCAACAUGCAUAGCUUUUUCUUUUAGAGAGCAAAAAACUGCAGUGGAUAUUUGGUGGCACUGUGCAUUAUAAACCUAUUGUUACCGAAUAUAUCAGAAUGGGUUUGGAAGAGUUAGCGGGAGAUGUAUGUUUUCCAGAACUUUAAGGACUGUCAAGAUGACUGAAGAAUAUUUUGAAGGAACUGUAUCUUAUGUAUGAAACACACAACACCUUAAGGCUUUUUAAUGGUUUUGAUCAGAUAGUGAAAAUCAGGGGUUAUGAUGGUGACUAUAUGAACUAUUGUGCCUUUAUUUUUUUCUAGAAAUCUCUUGUAUGACAUAUGCAUAUUGUAUUUCCAGUUAUCAAUAAAUUGUCACUAAAUUAUA